AUGGCCGAAUCAUACCCAACCCUCUCUCAAUGCGCGCUCGUCGCAGGCGCUCUCAAGGUUCUCCUCUUCCCGGCCUAUAAAUCCACCGACUUCGAAGUCCACCGAAACUGGCUCGCCAUCACGAACAGCCUUCCUUUCCCCCAAUGGUACUACGAAAAGACGUCGGAAUGGACCCUCGACUACCCUCCUUUCUUCGCCUACUUCGAAUGGGCCAUGUCCCAGGUCGCGAAGCUGGUCGACCCAGCCAUGCUCAAGGUGUACAACUUGGAAUACGAUAGCUGGCAGACGGUCUACUUCCAGAGAUGGACCGUCAUCAUUUCGGAGCUGGUUCUGGUCUAUGCUCUGCAGCGUUACAUCGACACCGCGACAGGCGCGACGAGACGAGCGGCUCAAGCGGCCGCUAUUUCGAUUCUGCUCUCUCCUGGUCUUCUCAUCAUCGAUCACAUCCACUUCCAGUACAACGGGGCCAUGUACGGCGUUCUCAUCUUGUCUCUGGUUCUCGCCCGGUCCAAGUCUGGGUUGUUAGGCAGCGGGCUGGUGUUCGCGGCAUUGUUGUGCAUGAAGCACAUCUACUUGUACCUCGCCCCGGCAUACUUCGUCUUUCUGCUUCGUGCCUACUGCCUUUCGCCCAAGUCCAUCUUUAGAAUCCAGUUUUUCAACUGCAUCAAGCUGGGCGGCGGUAUCGCAGCCAUCUUCGGAGCUGCAUUCGGACCAUUCGCGGCGUUGGACCAGAUCCCGCAGAUCUUCAGUCGUCUGUUCCCGUUCUCGCGUGGUCUCUGCCAUGCAUACUGGGCCCCCAACAUCUGGGCGUUGUACUCCUUCGCAGACCGUCUCCUGAUCUAUGCGGCACCCAGACUCAAUCUCCCUGUCAAGGCGGAGGCCAUCAACAGCGUCACCAGAGGGCUCGUGGGUGAUACGGCGUUUGCGGUGCUGCCGGAAAUCAGCCCGCGAACCUGCUUCGCUUUGACGCUCUUCUUCCAGGUCUUGCCUCUCAUCAAGCUCUUCUUCCAGGCACCGCCGACUUGGGAUACCUUCAUCGGAGCUGUGACGUUGUGUGGCUAUGCCUCGUUCCUUUUCGGAUGGCAUGUGCAUGAGAAGGCCAUCCUGCUUGUCAUCAUUCCGUUCAGUCUCAUCGCACUCAAGGAUCGCCGCUACCUGAGCGCGUUCCGGCCUCUCGCCGUGGCUGGGCACGUAUCCCUGUUCCCUCUUCUGUUCACUCCGGCGGAAUUUCCGAUCAAGACGGUCUAUACUAUCUUCUGGUUGAUCCUGUUCUUAUUGACGUUUGACCGGUUGGCACCGGCCUCAAGAAAGGCCAGGUUCUUCCUCCUUGACCGAUUCAGCACUCUCUACAUCGCAAUCAGCAUCCCCCUGAUUCUUUACUGUUCGCUGCUUCACCAGAUCGUUUUCGGAAAGCGGUACGAGUUCUUGCCCCUCAUGUUCACCAGCUCCUACUGCGCGGUGGGGGUUGUUCUUUUCAAGCGCAAACCGGUGCAGUUCUUGCCGCCCAAGGACAUCAAGGACGACAAUGCAGAGGUUCGAGAACUGGGUUUCGCGGACGAUGCGCCGAAUACUAAUGUAAACCCUCAGGUCUGGCAUAUUCCACAGACCGGCGAAGUCUUUGCCCACUACGAAGACUAUCUGAUCAGAAUGGAUUUCUACAAACAGCGACGAUUCAUUUGCCAGAUCACAGGGCACUCAGGCCUAACAUUUUUUGAAGCUCUCAAGAGCGAGCUUGCUGGUGCCGAGGAAGUCGAACAGGCAUUCCCCGAAGCUCUGAAGGGCCCGGUCCUGCGUCGCGUCCAAUUCCAAACCGUCUCCCGAAUCGAUACGCUUGUUGAUAUGGUAUUUGAAGAAUUCAGGGCAGAUUAUUACCCUGGCGAGGCUGUGACGGUUAGCACCGCAGACGGUGAGAGGCUGCAGGGUGUUGUUAGAGAGAAGACCCGGUUUGGCGGUAAGGUUUUGCCCGACGGCACCCUGACUCCCCCGUACACGAGAUACACCGUUAGUCUCGAGGAAAGGCCCGGCGCAGAAGCUGUCGUAGACGACGACCACAUCUUCCGCGAUCGUAAAAUUUUCACCAAAUCGGUGUUGCGUUCCUUCAUCAAGAAGACGGUUACCCGCGAAGCUUGGAACGGAGCUCCAUGGCUCGUGAAGCACGACUACGCUGCGCAAUAUCACAUCGACUCGCGAAUCCCUUCGCAUUUGCGCUACGACACCAAGUUGAUGGAGCGGAAGCAGAUCCAGGCACAGAAGCGGGCCAACCAGCCGCAUGGCCAGGAGGCAAACGUAGCAAACGGCAACGGUGUAAACGGAGCCAUGCAAAACGGCCCGGCUAGGUUACCCGAACUGAAACCCGCGCCAAAGAACCAGAAGGGAAAGCUGCAGCACCAAUCUCCAGACUUCCCGGGUGACGGCAAAGCCUCACCAGGCAUGCUGGCAGGUUCUGACCAUGGCAUAUUUCAGGCGCCUCCGCACAAAAAUCCCUUCCAGCUUCCUCUCAACUUCAGGAAUCAACAGCUGCCGCAUUCCAUGUCUGCUCCCGAACCUCCUCUGCCUCCGCCACCCCCGAAGUACCCCAUCGAGGAUUUGCAAGUUCCAAUGAGAGACGGUGUCACCAGACCGACUUUGUCGUUCCUUUGCAAUGAUCCCCCGACCGAUGUCGACGCCAGCUCCAAUGGCAGCAGCAGCAUGCAGGACAAGGUCUCGAUGAAGUCUGUGGGUUCGUUCCUGGAGGCGUGGGACACCCUCAAUGUCUACUGCGAGAUCUUCAAGCUGGACUCAUUCACCUUUGAUGAUUUCGUUGAGGCAAUGUGCGUCGCGUCUGAGGAGACGAAGGUGCAACUGUUCGAGGAGAUUCACUGCGCGGUUCUCAAGCAACUUGUCAGUGCGGAGGCGGACGGUGGUAAGGUCAACGUGCAAUUACCCGAGUUGGAUGAGGAAGAGGAGGAUUCUGAGGAAGAAGAGGAAGAGGAAACCAAGGAACCUACUCCAGAAACUGAUCGCCCGCCUGCGAGGGCUACUCGAAGCAGUCUCGCAAAAGCUGAAGCCGAGAGACUGCUUGCCGAAGCGAGAGCCGCCGAGAAGGAGAGCCAAAACGUGGAGCCCGAGAUCAGGCACCGUGCAGAGGAGGUCCUUGAGGACUACGACUGGAUCGAGGAACUGCGGAAGCGCAACUUCCAGAACGGAGGCUGGGAAAGGAUCAUCGUGGGUCUCUUGCAUCAACUAUCCAAAAACGAACGCCUUCAGGAACAGUGUGAGGACCUACUGGCACAGAUCGUUCCGCCGGAUGUGGAGGAGCCCACGCAGGAUACCGUCAGGGAGCACUACGCCAAACUCGACGUGAACUACCGGAUCCAGGCGCUGCAAGUCAUUUGCCUGCUUACGACGCGAACGAAGGCUAUGCGCACGUACAUGGAGGAGUGCAGCGAACAGAUGACCGCCUUCCGCAAGGAGAAGAUUGAUUGGCAACGGCAGAGAAAGCAAGCCUUGGAGGAACUGCGUGUCUUGAAUGAUCAGCGCAAGAUCAUGCUGCCUGAUAACAUGCCGCCCUCACCGCCUCCUGACGCUAAGCCGGACGAAGAUGUCAAGAUGACCGACGCAGACGACUCCAUUGCAGAUGCUGAGGAUGAGGUUGCUGAUUCAGACGAAGAGGGUGCUCCUCGCCGAAACAUUCGUCGUGCCAACGACCGUGCCGCGGAAAGGCAGCGGAAGCGCAAAGAAGAGAAAGUGCGGAAGGAGAAGGCCGAAGCCGCCAAGGCACCGAAGCAGUCAAAGCAGUUCAUCAAGGUCCUCAAGGACAUUACGAAGAAGGAGGAGUUCAUCAAGAAGUGCGAGGAUGAGAUUGCCGUCAUCGACAACGACCUUCGCGAAGCAGACUGUGGACGCACAAGAGUCCUCGGCAAAGACCGAUUCUGGAACAGGUACUACUGGUUUGAGCGAAAUGGAAUGCCUUAUGGUGGACUUCCAGACAGCUCGACUGCCGCAGCCGAAUAUGCGAACGGAUGCAUAUGGGUCCAAGGCCCUGACGACUUGGAACGUGAGGGUUACAUCGACACGGACCCUGAGUACCAGGCUGAGUACAAGGCCAAGUUCGACAUGACUGUCCCAGAACGCAAGAAACUGGAAGAGGGCGCAACCAGUGUUCACAACGCCGGCCAGUGGGGCUACUACAGCGAGCCGGAGCAGGUCGAUGAGCUGCUCAAGUGGCUCGAUCCGCGCGGCUUCAACGAAUUGCGACUUAGGAAGGAGGUGGUGGCCUUCAGGGACAAGAUCGUUAAGAACAUGGAGAACCGGAAGAAGUACCUCGCCAUUCCAGAGCCCGAGGAAGAAGAGAAGGAGAAAGAGGAGAAGAAGGACAAGAAGGACAAGAGGAGAGACUCUAAGCGCAUGAGCACGAGAGGCCGUCAUCAUGAGCCGACGCCCGAACCGACGAAUUACCGCUGCCUCUCGUGGGAGAACACCACGGCCAUGGAGGAACUGGGCCACCUGCACUCCGAGCCCCCGCCGCCUCCGAGACCCAGGAAGCAGACGACCAAGAAGAGACAGGCCGUCGAGCCGUCUCCCGAACCCGCUCCGGCACCGAAGACGAGACGGCGCAAGUAA
Colletotrichum karsti is the source of this 4602-nucleotide messenger RNA. RefSeq lists its product as uncharacterized. The transcript is spliced from 9 exons. The record is from RefSeq and is a predicted model, not a curated record. Bases 1 to 4602 code for a protein of 1533 amino acids. NCBI's taxonomy places the organism in Eukaryota, Fungi, Ascomycota, Sordariomycetes, Glomerellales, Glomerellaceae. Gene Ontology annotation, molecular function: DNA-binding transcription factor activity; hexosyltransferase activity. Gene Ontology annotation, biological process: regulation of DNA-templated transcription.